AUGGCUCACGCUAUCGGAACUGACCCCUUUGACUCUGGCUUCAACGCUCUCGUCGAGGACCAAAUGGCAAGGUGGAAAAUCCCAGGGAUCAGCAUCUGUGUGGUAGAUGGCCAUAAUAACUACUUUAAUCAGUACGGUUUUGCCAGGCUGCCUGACAAACCCAUGAGAGCACACUCUCUCUUCCCCACCAGCGGCACCACCAAGAGCUUUACCGCAGCGAUCAUGGCAACGGUCAUCGACGACCCCAAAAAAGUACGCGACGACCCGAGCAAAGUACUGGGCCCCGUUCAGUGGAAUACGCCUAUUGCGACGCGGAUACCCUCCCAUUUUGUUCUCUCUGACGAGCACGCUACUACCGUUACCACCAUUGAAGAUGCCCUGUCCCAUCGCAGCGGACUGCCAAACCUCCAGCUCGCCGAGGCCCUACGCCAUCCUGCUCUGAUUAUCGAGGAUCUAGUCCGUCUUCUACGGCAUAUGCCACUCGCACCUGAUCCAGAUCACCGACGCUUCGAGUACUCCAACGAGUCCUAUCAGGUCAUCUCCCACCUUCUCCAGCGAGUCACAGAAAAGCCGUUAGGAGACCUCCUGCGUAAGAACAUUUGGAGUCCGCUCAUCAUGGACAGCACCUACUUCUCGGUUAAUGAGGUCAAGAUCGGCCAAAAUCCCGUUGAUCGACUAGUCCAAGGCUACACCUGGAAUGAAAGAUCUCGACAAUACAUCGCCGAAGACUACAGGUACUGCGCCGCCACCAGUGGUGCCGGCGCCGUGGUCAGCUCGGCCACGGACUACGCCAAGUGGCUACGCUGUUUGCUUUUCGAGACGGCACCGCUCUCCCCAGCCGUGCACCGCACCAUCAAGUUCCCCCGCAUCAUUGUCGAGCGCGGGACGGCCUUCGACCACUUCCUCACACCCGAGCAGCCCUACCACUUAUAUACGCUCGGUUGGUUCCUCGACAGCUACCGGGGGAUGGUGCUCUGUGCAUUCCUUCUGGACCGUCGCCUUGGUGUCGCCGACCCAGCCGAUUCGAUGAUCCGAUCCGUCGAACACGCCAUGAGAGAGGCCGGCCUAGCAGCACCCAACCACUGGGCCCGUGUUCAGCGCCGACUCCCUCCCUCGCUGCCCUUGGACAACUAUGCGGGCACCUACCAGCAUCCCGGGUUCGGGAAGAUCACUCUCGCGGCCCAGAACGGCAUCCUUCACUCGGACCUGACAGAUCGCAUCUGCCAGUCUCUCAUACGAUUGAACCACCUCUCGGGGGAGUACUUUAUCGCGAAACAGGUAAUGCUGAGCGGUCUAUGGGCAAGCUUCGACUCGCCACUCGUGGAGUUUGAGGUAGGGCUCGAGGGGAUCGCUGAGCGUAUGGCGAUUCAUGCGCCUACCUUUCCAGGGAAGAAGGUCUGGUUUGCUCGGGUGGAAGAGGGACCUUGUAGAGACCACCAUUGCUAG
Aspergillus candidus is the source of this 1446-nucleotide messenger RNA. RefSeq names its product beta-lactamase/transpeptidase-like protein. The transcript is spliced from 3 exons. Lineage: Eukaryota; Fungi; Ascomycota; Eurotiomycetes; Eurotiales; Aspergillaceae. The record is from RefSeq and is a predicted model, not a curated record. The coding region runs from base 1 to 1446 and encodes 481 amino acids.